ACCAGAACCAGAACCAGCAGAACCCAGAGCACCAAGUCAGCACACAGUUACAGAACCUCCAGCUAGACGACACACAGAAUGUGAAGAAAUGAAACCGUACAGAACCCGGAGAACCACACAGAACACCUACAGAAAUCCAGGAGAACCAACAGAAAGCACCACAAAUAUUAUUAUUAUUAUUAAUAAAACCAGCAACUGGACGCCAGCAGCCGAGCCCAAAGAACUGAUGCACUUACAGAUGGAGAGUUUGGGGAACCAGCAGUCUCAGAAGUGUCGGGAUCAGACAGGAACCCCAAAAGAACUGGAUAUUUACAUGCAUACAGCUGAAGAAGAACCCAGAGCACCACGUUCAUCCUGGACUGAAAGUCUCACUAACCUUUCUCAACUGAAGCUUGAACCAAGUGAACCAACACACAUGAAUCACAUUAAAUCCAAUAAAAAAGUGAAUCGUCUUCGACGCUGCUGACGUGUUUAAAGAAAUUAAUUAAUGUUGUUAGAGUGUGAUUGUUUAAUAAAGUAGUACGGGGCGACAACAAAAGGAAUGUUGUAACUAAUUACUUCUUUGGGGGGGUUGCAGUAAUAUUAUUACUGAAAUGUAUUAGCAAUUAGUUACACUACUAGUUACCGGAUAAAGUAAUACACUGUAAAACCUGAUGAGUUAGUUCAACAGAAACUGUUUGAGGAAACCGAUAUUUGAUUUAAGUAGAAGUCACUCAAGUAUUUAUUGUUAAGGUAAUUUGGGUAAAUUAAUUUCAUUCAGUUAAUUAAAGUUACUCACAUGCAGCAUUUCUUCAGACUUAUUAAAAAUAUGUGAACAGAAUUUAUCUGAAUAAAGUCA
This is a messenger RNA of Morone saxatilis (striped sea-bass), 838 nucleotides long. Its product is annotated as tyrosine-protein phosphatase non-receptor type 7-like. Gene Ontology annotation, biological process: protein dephosphorylation. The record is from RefSeq and is a predicted model, not a curated record. NCBI's taxonomy places the organism in Eukaryota, Metazoa, Chordata, Actinopteri, Moronidae. Gene Ontology annotation, molecular function: protein tyrosine phosphatase activity.